This is a messenger RNA of Lucilia cuprina (Australian sheep blowfly), 2462 nucleotides long. Its product is annotated as protein ALP1-like. The transcript is spliced from 3 exons. The record is from RefSeq and is a predicted model, not a curated record. Bases 130 to 1287 code for a protein of 385 amino acids. Lineage: Eukaryota; Metazoa; Arthropoda; Insecta; Diptera; Calliphoridae.
UUAAAUUUGGGAGCACUUUUACUUUAAAUGAUAGUUAUAGAAAAUUUAUUUGACUUUUUGACUUCAAAAAUUAAAAAUAUAUUUUUUUAAUUAAUUUCAAUGAUAAAAAGGAUUUAAAGAGAUAAUACAAUGUCUGAGAUUUUAAAUAUGAUAUGGGAUGACGAUGAUUUUGAGGAAGAAAUGGAGGUACUAAUUUCCACCUUAGAUGAUUCUAUAAGUUCUAAUACUAGUAGUAGUACAAGUGACACAGACUCCAGUAUUAGUGGCGAGGAGUAUGAAGAUUUCAUUAAGAAAAUCGACAAAUUUAAUGUUCAUGAGUUUAAAUCUCACAUGAGAAUAAAUGCAUCAACUACCAAGUAUUUAAUUGAUGGCUUUUCUACGUCUUCAUAUAACCCCGAUAAUUGCAAUGGUGGCAGGCAAAGUGUAAGUCCUAAAAAGGCUGUGUAUAUGUACAUUUGGUAUGUGGGAAACACAAUCACAUUUAGACAACUGUCCAUACUUUUUAAUGUGUCGAAGUCAACAGCAUGGUUAGUUGUAAAAAGGGUAUCCUCAUGGCUAGUUUCAAUUGGACAUGAACAUAUUAAAUGGCCUCAAGGUACUGAAAUUACUAAAAUACAAAAAAAAUUUGAAGAAAAAAAAAAGAUUCCCGGUGUUUUAGGUGCAAUUGAUUGCACGCACAUUACUAUUAAAGCACCAAAGAACAAUAGAGAAUGCUAUUUUGACAGAAAACAAAACUAUAGCAUUGUUUUACAAGCCGUUGUAGACCCAAACAAAAAAUUUUUGGACAUUUCUUGUGGAGAGCCUGGAUCGUUACAUGAUUUCAGAGUAUUAAGAAGAUCUGAACUUUACUUACGAGCCGAAUCAAAUCUGGAGCAAUUUUUUCCAAACAACGCAUUUAUUUUAGGUGAUUCCGCAUACCCACCUAACCGAUGGAUAGUACCGCCAUUUAAAGAUUAUGGCAAUUUAAGCGAAACCCAAAAAAAAUUUAACAAAAUACAUUCAUCAACAAGGAUAACAGUCGAAAAUGCGUUUGGUUUACUAAAAACAAGAUUUCGGCGAACAUUAAAAUUUACAGAGCAAACUAACUUACUUAAUAUAACAAAUUUAGUUACAAGUAUGUGCAUUUUGCAUAAUAUAUGUAUAAGUUUGGACGACUUGCAUGAAUUUAUUGAAAAUGAGUUAUAUGCAAAUGAUGACGAUAGCAAUUCGAGCAACCUCGAAAUUGGAGAAGGGUCAAGCAGACGUGAUGUCUUAUAUAAUCUUUUAAUUGAAAGAAAUAUAAUAUAAAGAAAAUGUAAAGUUAAAAUAAAAUAAAUGUUCUUAUACAUAUAACUAACUAACUAACUCACUAACUAACUAACUAACUAACUAACUAACUAACUAACUAACUAACUAACUAACUAACUAACUAAAUAACUAACUAACUAACUAAUCUAUGUAUGUGUAUUUUGAGGGCAAAUCUUAAACUUCACACAAACACUUCUCAAGAUCCCUGGUACAUACAUAUAUUUGAAAGUUUGUUCAAUUAGGUGCACUGCGAAUUUUAUUAGUUAAUUCUUUUCCAAAGCUUUUUUUAACAAAUCAAGUUUGUUUUUUUCAAUUUCAUUUUUUUUCUCAAUCAUCUGCUUCAAUUCGCUAAAAAAAUUCUGCCUCUGCAUUUUUUUCUCCUCAGCUUCUUUUGUUUUUAGUUCCAAUUUCUUUUCAUAAUAUAUUUGCUUAUACGAUUUUUUUUCUUUGGGGAUUGCUCAAAACUUUCUUUUAAUGGUUCAGUUGGGCCAUGUCCCAAUUGAAGUGUAUGAGAAUUGCUAAUUAUGGGGCUAUCGCCAUAUAUUUCAUCCAUUUCCUCCAUAUAUGGAGGAAUACAUGGCGAAGCCCCAGUUUGUUUCGCGUUGUCCUUGGCUGAUUUGUAAGCUGAUAGUAAAGUCCUCAUUCGGCUCUCUAAAGAACUUACCGUUGUUUUUGAAUCCUAAAAAAUAAUUAAAUGUUUUCAUAGAUAUGUACAUACAUAUAAAGCAAUUUUGAACACUUACCGUUAAUCCUUGAGAUACCAUAUCUUCCAAGACAUUGGAAUAAGCAAAUUUUUUUUCUUGUGUGGUUGAAUUCAUCCUUCCUUGCAUUGUAGCAUUUGAGAAAGCCCAACGUUUCAGCUCUUGUCCAAACUUUUCGCCUAUAUAAAAGUGUUAAAUAAUUUAACGAAAAAUUACAUUCUUUAUUAAGAAUAUACUUACUUUUCAGAGAAAGACAUUUUUUCAAUAAAAUUGAUAUUUUAAAUUUUUUUAAAUUUAAUUUUCUUUUUGACAGCUAUUCACCAAAAAGUGAUACACUUUAUUUUUAUUGGCAGCACUUUUAUCGAAGUUAAAUUUAACGUGUAAAUUUUUACGUGUUAACUCCUAACGGCUAUAAAUUUGAAAUUUAUAUGAAAUUACCCUUGAAAGUUAGAAACAAAACACAACUAUUAUAUG